Molecule: messenger RNA, 1377 nt
Organism: Apodemus sylvaticus (European woodmouse)
Lineage: Eukaryota; Metazoa; Chordata; Mammalia; Rodentia; Muridae
Gene: Loricrin
Product: loricrin cornified envelope precursor protein
Exons: 1
Coding region: 1-1377 (458 amino acids)
Cellular component (GO): cornified envelope
Molecular function (GO): structural constituent of skin epidermis
Source: RefSeq, a predicted model, not a curated record
AUGUCUCACCAGAAAAAGCAGCCCACUCCCUGUCCUCCCGUGGGUUGUGGAAAGACCUCUGGCGGAGGAGGCGGUGGCGGAUAUUAUAGCGGUGGUGGUAGCGGUGGCGGCUCCAGUUGUGGAGGUGGCUCAUCUGGAGGAGGCUCCAGCUGCGGUGGAGGCGGUGGUUCCUAUGGAGGUGGUUCCAGCUGCGGCGGCGGAGGCGGCUCCGGUGGGGGCGUCAAGUACUCCGGGGGCGGCGGCGGCGGCUCUAGCUGCGGCGGCGGCUACUCCGGAGGGGGCGGCGGCUCCAGCUGUGGCGGCGGCUACUCCGGGGGCGGAGGCGGCUCCAGCUGCGGCGGCGGCUACUCCGGGGGAGGCGGCUCCAGCUGCGGCGGUGGCGGCUACUCCGGGGGUGGCUCCAGCUGUGGAGGCUCCGGUGGGGGCGUCAAGUACUCCGGUGGCGGUGGCGGCGGCUCCAGCUGUGGCGGCGGCUACUCCGGCGGUGGCGGAGGCUCCAGCUGCGGCGGAGGCUACUCCGGGGGCGGCGGCUCCAGCUGUGGAGGCGGAUCAGGAGGCGGCGGCUCCUACUGCGGAGGCUCCUCUGGAGGUGGCAGCUCGGGUGGCUGCGGCGGCGGUUCCGGAGGGGGCAAGUACUCCGGUGGCGGCGGUGGCUCCAGCUGCGGCGGUGGAAGCGGCGGCGGCUCUAGCUGUGGCGGCGGCUACUCAGGCGGUGGUGGCUCCAGCUGCGGCGGCGGCGGAUACUCCGGUGGCGGCGGCAGCAGCUGCGGAGGUGGUUCCUCCGGUGGUGGUGGCGGCUCCUCUGGAUCGGCCCAACAGUAUCAGUGCCAGAGCUACGGAGGAGGUUCUAGCGGUGGCUCCAGCUGCGGCGGCGGCGGCUACUCCGGGGGCGGAGGCUCCAGCUGCGGAGGCGGCUCGUCCGGUGGUGGCUCUAGUUGCGGCGGCAGCGGCGGCGGCUACUCCGGUGGUGGCGGUGGCAGCUGCGGCGGCGGCUCCUCUGGCGGCGGCGGGGGCUAUUACUCCUCGCAGCAGACCAGUCAGAGCUCCUGCGCCCCCCAGCAGAGCUACGGAGGGGGCUCUUCUGGCGGAGGUGGUAGCUGUGGAGGUGGCUCCUCCGGUGGCGGCUGCUACUCCAGCGGUGGUGGCGGCGGCAGCGGUGGCUGCGGUGGAGGCUACUCUGGUGGCGGCGGCGGCAGCUGUGGCGGCGGCUCUUCCGGGGGCAGCGGCGGUGGCUGCGGAGGCGGCUACUCUGGUGGCGGUAGCGGCGGCUCCAGCUGCGGCGGCGGCUCCUCUGGAGGCGGAUCUGGAGGUGGCAAGGGUGUGCCAGUCUGCCACCAGACCCAGCAGAAGCAGGCGCCUACCUGGCCGUGCAAAUAA